Messenger RNA from Astyanax mexicanus (Mexican tetra), 762 nucleotides. RefSeq lists its product as uncharacterized. Bases 51 to 737 code for a protein of 228 amino acids. Lineage: Eukaryota; Metazoa; Chordata; Actinopteri; Characiformes; Acestrorhamphidae. The transcript has 4 exons. The record is from RefSeq and is a predicted model, not a curated record.
GUCUUUAAAUGUUCUGUGUACGUUGAUGAUGUUUUAAUAUAUUCCAUUUGAUGAUUUUCUUCACAAUUCACCAUGAUUCAUUUCCUUCUUACCUGUUUGCUUUAGAUCCUCCAAGGGACGUCUCAGUGUCCAACAGUUCCUCUGGUGAAAUGGUAAAUCUGACCUGUAGCAGUGAUGCUAACCCACCUGUGGAGAUCUACACCUGGUUUAAAGAAGGUAGAAGCUCACCUGUAGGAUCUGGACACAGUUAUGUUCCUCUACAGAGUGGAUUCUACUACUGCCAGGCUCAGAACCAACAUGGAGCUCAGAGAUCAGCUGCUGUUUCAGUGGUUUCAGACAUUCUGAAGAAUUACAAUCAAUCCUUGAUUCUAUAUGGAGCUGUUGGAGCUGGUGGAGUUUGUGGGCUUGCAAUCACAUUUAUCACUGUGUGUUUCUGCAUGAGGAGCAGGAGAAAGAGGCAGGCUGGAAACGUGGAUGAACAAAUCUAUGCAAAUGUCGUGCGCAAUGCCCGUCCUCCUCAUAAUGAUGAUAAUAAUGAUGAUAAUGAUGAUGAUGAUAUUCUAGACUACGAGAACGUUCCAGUGAGUUACACGUUAGCAGACACUUUUCAACCUUGUAGAAACCAAAAAUUAAAUCAAUCAUUUAUUAAUCGCCAUUUGUUAACUUUUUCCAAAAUAUUUCUAACACAUCACUCAUUUUACUUCAGUUUAACUGUACAGACUGUACCUGCUUUUUGAUAUUUUUUGUAGGAUUCGAGGAAGC